AUGUUACUAGGAAUUUUACAGAAAAUUGUACAAAAUAUAUCUCAGCAGAUCUCAAAGCUGAUUGUUCAAGAAUGUUAUACAGCAAAUGGGGCUGACUAUCGUGGCACCCAGAACCAGACCUCCCAAUAUGCAGGGAAACCUUGCCUUUUUUGGAAUGAGACCUUUGAGCAUCCUUAUAAUACUUUGAAAUAUCCCAAUGGGGAGGGAGGGCUUGGAGAACAUAACUACUGCAGGAACCCUGAUGGAGAUGUCAGUCCAUGGUGCUACGUUGCAGAGCACGAGGAUGGAAUAUAUUGGAAAUACUGUGAGAUUCCAUCCUGCCGAAUGCCAGGGAAUCUAGGGUGUUACAAGGACCAUGGAGAGCCACCACCCCUGACUGGCACCAGCGAAACCUCCAACAAACUCACUAUCCAAACAUGCAUCAGUUCCUGCCGAAGUCAACAAUUUAAGUUUGCAGGCAUGGAAUCAGGCUAUGCUUGUUUUUGUGGAAAUAAUCCCGACUACUGGAGAUACGGAGAGGCAGCCAGUACGGAAUGCAACAGUGUUUGCUUUGGAGACCAUACUCAGCCUUGCGGUGGGGAUGGCAGAGUCAUUCUUUUUGACACCCUUAUUGGUGCCUGUGGAGGGAAUUAUACUUCUGCUACAGCUGUGAUCUAUUCCCCAGAUUUUCCUGACACAUAUGGCACUGGCAAAGUCUGUUACUGGACCAUACAAGUUCCAGGAGCAUCUCAAAUCCACUUCAGCUUUGCCCUUUUUGAAAUCAAAGAUGCUACAGAUAUGGUGGAAUUGUUGGAUGGCUAUACCUAUCAUGUUCUAGCGCGUUUUAAUGGCAAGAACCGGCCUCCCCACACCUUUAACAUCUCUUUGGAUUUUGUCAUUUUGUACUUCUUCUCAGAUGAAAUUAAUCAAGCCCAGGGAUUUGCUGUCAGAUAUAGAGCUGUGAAGGACAAUGUGUAUAAAAACAAGACUCCAAUCAAUCAGACUAUUUCAGAGAAGACAAAUGAACAAGCAAAUCUCAGUAUCAAUGCAGCCCGGUCAUCAAAGAUACUUUAUGUCAUCACAACAAGCCCAAGUCAUCCUAGUAGCUCCAUGCCUGAAUGGACAAUAUACAGUCUGACAGCACUGCUCAUCCUAAGUGUAACAGCCAUCAUAGCAAAGAUAUUUCUCCACGUAACCAUGAGAUCACAUCAGAUGCCACCUACAACUGAAACAGAAGAUUCCAGUGAGGCUACUACUGCUGGUGAGAUCUGGAGUAUAUUUUACCAGCCAUCCACAUCAAUCUCCAUCUUCAAGAAAAAGCUUCGAAGUCAACAAGAUGAUUGCAACCCACUAGUGGGAAACUGA
Chaetura pelagica (chimney swift) is the source of this 1344-nucleotide messenger RNA. RefSeq names its product kringle containing transmembrane protein 1 (gene KREMEN1). The record is from RefSeq and is a predicted model, not a curated record. Gene Ontology annotation, cellular component: plasma membrane. The transcript has 9 exons. NCBI's taxonomy places the organism in Eukaryota, Metazoa, Chordata, Aves, Apodiformes, Apodidae. Bases 1 to 1344 code for a protein of 447 amino acids. Gene Ontology annotation, biological process: Wnt signaling pathway; multicellular organism development.